Molecule: messenger RNA, 4685 nt
Organism: Cryptotermes secundus
Lineage: Eukaryota; Metazoa; Arthropoda; Insecta; Blattodea; Kalotermitidae
Exons: 12
Coding region: 1-1542 (513 amino acids)
Source: RefSeq, a predicted model, not a curated record
AUGCUACAAGCCGGAAGGUNGUCCACGUUGUUCGACGCGACGUUGGAGCAGGAUGUGACGUCGCCGGAAGCGGCAGGUGGUGGAGUGACGGAGCUCUACGCGGCACACCCUGGCGAGCAGGCGGACAACUCUGGUGGUGGGUCCGCGGCGCUGCUGAGGAAGCUGGGUCCUAUCGUGGUGCCCGAUAAUGAGACGGACGGACUGGCGCAUGAUAGCAGCGAGCAGAGCUCCGUGGUGUUUGUGGCUGAUGGCUCGGGGUAUGUACCCAUCAGUCAGAUACGAUCCCGUCCGGGGCCGCACCCGGAUGAUCUGGACUAUCACCACGUGGCACCCAUUGAGGCCUGGGACAGAGACUACAGCCGAUGGAGGUCCAACACAACCCGCGUACAGCAUAUUGAAGCAGAAUGCCAAGACGAUUACAUGAAGAUUCGUAUCGGUUUCAAUGGCUCCUUCACUGGUCUUCUCUACUCUUCAGGCUACUCAUAUGACCCAGACUGUGUCUAUAUCAACGGCACAGGGCGAGAUUAUUAUGAGUUCUUUAUCCAACUGAACAGAUGUGGGACUCUGGGGAGGAACACUCACCAUGAGGACAGUAGGAAGGCACCAACAAAAAACUUCAUGUGGAACACGGUGACAGUGCAGUACAACCCACUCAUCGAGGAGGAGUGGGAUGAACACUUCAAGGUCACGUGUGAAUAUGGUUAUGACUUCUGGAAGACUGUCACAUUUCCCUUCCUGGAUGUGGAGGUAGCUACAGGCAAUCCCGUGGUUUUCACCUUGUCACCUCCUGAGUGUUACAUGGAGAUCAGGCAUGGAUAUGGUACAUCAGGUGCACGGGUUGGGGGACCAGUCCGUGUGGGAGACCCCCUCACCCUGAUCAUCUAUAUGCGCAGCAAAUAUGAUGGUUUUGACAUUGUAGUGAAUGACUGCUUUGCUCACAAUGGGGCCACUAAGAAGAUCCAGCUCAUUGAUCAGUAUGGAUGCCCUGUGGAUGAUAAGUUGAUCAGUCGGUUCCGUGGGUCUUGGAGUGAAAGUGGAGUGUUUGAAACACAGGUGUUUGCAUAUAUGAAAACUUUUCGCUUUACUGGAUCCCCUGCGCUAUAUAUUGAGUGUGAUGUGCGGAUGUGUCAUGGGAGAUGUCCAAGCCAGCCCUGCCACUGGCGAAAUGCCAAGUCCCUGACUAAACGUUCAGUGGCUGCUACAACAUUAGUUCCACCACACCAUGCACUGUCUGAGAAUGUGAGUCUGUUCCAGUCACUGCGCGUUGUGCAAGAUGGUGAAAAUGCUGACACGGGCUUGGCACCUAACAACAGCACAUUAUUUGACCUCAACAGCGUGUGCCUGAAGACUAGUGCAUUUUCUGCACUUCUUGGUCUUGGCUCUGUCCUACUUUGUCUUCUGAGUCUUGGUGUCAUGGUGCUCUUCUGCCGUCUCCGUCGUUUGAAGAUGGCAUCACUGGAGAAGGACGGAAUGUCGACGUCUGACCCACCCUCAAUAUUUGACCACACCGGCUUCAUGACACAUAAAGGACGCAUAAACUGAGGGACAAAGUGUCAUAUAUUUAAAUUUUCAACUCUUUUCUGUCAAUUUGAAAUGUAUGCUCAAUGGUGCACACAAACAGCUUCUGUCAUAAUAUGAACUGUGCAUGUCUGGCUUCAGACUGACAGCACAUUAUGACUUUUGGAUGGACCAAUUAUUGAAUAACAAAGCAACAGACUCCUUUAUUUAAAAUUACAAAUUUGGCCUUUGUCCAUGAUCGUAGUUCAUUAAAAUCAAUGGUUGAUUCUGUUUCCAUCUUCAGGUGAAAAGAAUUUGAAAUACAGCCAUUCUAAACUGUUGUUUAAGAGUACCUCUACUGAGUAGUGCAUCAGAGCAGGUUUCCUUUCAUAAUUGGUCCAUACAGUUCUUAUUUAUUUCUGAUGAGCCAUAUGGCCUGAUCUUCACAUGGCACCAGUCAGACAGAAGACUUCAGACUUACGGUUGGAGAAUGCAGGACCAGAAGAGAAGUGUUAACACAUUCAUGCUGGCUUGGAUUUAUUGUAUAUUUCCUUGUGGGUGUUGCAUUUUAUAGGAAUUUACUCCAUCCAGUAUAUGAAAUGGGAGUCACCAUGUGUGUUGGAAAUAUUCAGCCCUUUUUAACCUUUUAGUUACAAAGUUACUUCUUGUUUCCAGAUUUUUUUCUUCGAUCAAUUUAAAUGUUAUCAGUUUUUUUUUAUAAUUUUGAUGUAGUGAUGUGAGUUUUAUUUCCUGUCCACAAACAUUUCCCUGUAUAAUAUCUAAUGCCUUUCUCUCUCCUGAUAUCUGCCUCAACUAACUAUGUACAAGAAGUCAUGCUAUCAUUGUUAAUUACUCUUUAUAUAACUCCACACUCUGCUCUUCAUAAGUUAAUGAUUGCAUACAUACAGCUUCAUCCCAACUGUCGUCUGUAGACAAUGUCAUCAUGGUGAAACAUCAUACUGGGAAUCAAAGCUGUAACAGUAAGCUGUAGCCAGCUAUAUGACAUAGAGCAUAAAAUUGUAUUUAUUUAUGAUUUGUUGAAAAUACUUCUUCCUGCAGUACACUGGCAUUGGACUUGUGGUUGUCACAGUUGUAGCUAUGAAGCGUACUGUCUUCUAGGACGUAACACCAUGCAGACUGGUAGAGGCCCACCAGUUAUUUUGUAGUAGCAAUCAGAGCUUCCUGUGAAAUAUCAGUGGACUUCUAUUGAAAUACCUGUACAUUGCAUUGCAUCCCAGCGGUAGUAGUUUUCAACUUAAACACGAUAAAUGAAUAUUAGAAAGAAGGUAAAAGUAAAGUUUCUUUUAUACUUAAGUCCUUGCUAUUUAAAUAUAGAAUUUCCUGGUUCAAUAGACCAAGUCUUUCAGUUAAUACUAAACACUCUACUAAACUGUCUGCCCUACAUGCAUUUACAACAUUAUACUGGAUUUGACUUGUCAAAUGCACCAUGGUUUGUUACAACUUCUUUCAAGCCCUGUAUGUUAUGGCAUGAAUGUGUUUUUUGGUUUUGUGUUAUGUGUUGUGAACAUUUGAACCUUGGGGAGUGUCAGUGUUGUGUCUCAGAAGAAUUUGACUCUUGGGUGUUGUUACUUGAAGAAAAGCUUGGAGGACGUUUUUUUCUCCAGCUGGUCUCCAAGUGUUAUUACCGUGUAUAUAAGACUAUUACAGGCUAAGUGGUUUGUGGGUUGAGUGACAUGAAACAGACUGCCCUCAUUACCAUGUACUGGCUGCUCUAAGGAAAUGUUAUGACACAGUGCAACAGAUUCUGUGUCUUUGAGAUAAUUAGUGAAAAAUGAAUUGAAAAGAUAAGGAAAGAAGUGGCCAUAAGUACUGUAAGUAUCAUCUUAGCAAUUGUAUGGAGGAACUGAUAAAAACAAUGAAAAGCUUUAGUUAGGUUGGCCAGAAUUUUAACCUGGGACCUCCCGAAUGCAGAGAAGUGUUACCAAAUCAAUCAAGAUAUUUGGUUGGAUUGGACUCUCAAGUUGGUAUAUCUUUAUAGAUGUUUCUGUAAUAAGGGACCUAUCAAAUAGCUUGGAAAUGUGUCACAUUAUUCUGUAAGCCUGAAAAUUUGAAUUUUCACCAUGCAACAGAUAUCACAAUAUAUGAUUACAGUAACAGUUGAUGACCAUGAUAACAAAAUAUUCACUUUGUUAAAAUGUUAAAAUAUUCAUUUUGUUAUAACUACCUAUUUGGUCAUUUUGGUUUGUUCCUAGAUUGAAAAUAUUUACUAAAAUGAUAAUAUAUAAUAUAUAUAAAUGUACAAUUUAAUUAGAUUAAUUCAUCUUAAUUCAUUAACAUGUUUAAAGCCAACUCCAAGCAUAAAUUAUGUUUUCCACUAGAAGAUGGCCAGAAAAGUCUAAAAUAUACAGUAUUUGUCAGUCAUAUUUUGUGUUUGUAAAUCAUAUUUAUUUAUAAUAUACAUAUUAUAAAUUGUGCAGUAUGUAAAACCAGAAAGGUGUAAAUAUGCGAGAAAUGAGAUGUAUUUGAUUUUACAGGACUCCAGAAAAUCUGAGUAUAUCCAUUUUUUACAGAGGCAUUUUCUCGCAGAAAUUUCUACACCAUAAAGUAUUCAUUAAUGAGUUUCUUUAAUUUUUGCAAAAAAAUACACACAUUUUUGAUCUAAUGAAUAUUACUUGAAAUAUUAUUAAAUAAAUCAAUUUUCACCUUUAGUAAGAUUAUAACCUUCGAUUUUCCUAUUCUGUUCAAAAACAUAGUUUUUAAUUUUGCUAAUAAGCCUCACCAAUACAUAACUAUUACUAAAAGUCCAGUAAUAAAUGUCAUUAAAAUAUAUAAGCAAAAACUUGUAUUCUGAGUUUAGUGUGAAGUCCAGAGUGUAAAACGUAGACCAAAACUGAAUUUCAUUCAGUCGGUUGUAGGGUGGAAAUUGUUGAUACUGAAUAAUGUGAAGAUCUGUUCAGACGAAGUGCAGUUAUGCAUGUUUUUUUACAUCUGAAUAUUAGCAAUUAUUUAUCUCAUUUCUCCAAGCAAAAUUCUAGAAACUAUUCACCUCAUGACAUGCACAACUGCUUGGUGUUAAGGAAAAUUAUGUAUCUACGUCAACUGCAUUUCCAAGUUUCACAGAUGGAUGAGUUUGUUGGUAAAUGGAGCAAUAACAUCUAACAGCUGUUGCAGAAGAGAGAGUUUGUUUGUAUGUCAUAAUAUCAGCUGAUAUUUGUGAACUUUGAUGU